This is a messenger RNA of Linum tenue, 1077 nucleotides long. NCBI's taxonomy places the organism in Eukaryota, Viridiplantae, Streptophyta, Magnoliopsida, Malpighiales, Linaceae. The record is from the annotation of a GenBank genome assembly.
AUAAAGGGGAAACGAAAGGAAAAAGUUCGUACACCUAAGCGAGAGAAAGUUGGUGUUUCUCCUGUGCAUGGAAAGUCGAAUAAGAGGCAUCCCAGUAAUACUAAUCGGAUUCCUGCCAUCAUGAAUGCUGAAAGUACAAAUGAAGAAAACCUACAGAUGCUUGAUCCUCUGGGUUUUAGGGGUGUGUCGAGGGUUAAGCUUACGAGACUCCCGGAUAAUUGUACCGAAUGGCUUUGCAAAAGUUUUGAUGUUAGUUCAAGGUCUUUCCCGCUGCUUCGGUCAGGGAAGUUCAGAAUUGGAGAGGCAGAUGUGGAGAGAGUCUAUGGUUUGCCGUGUGGACCGUAUGCUAUUAAGCUGGAUAUGUUCAGUUCAAGACAGAGGCACAAGUGGGGAAUUGACUUAGGGCUUCCCAACACUAAGAAAGGAAAUGCGACAUUGGCGAACGUCAAACUGACAUUGGAAGAGGAGAAGGAGAAUAAGAAGUGGAGGGAUCUUUUUGUGCUGUAUGCAAUUGAGGCAGUUCUGUGUCCCAGUGGAAAUUUGAAGGUUGACAUCUCCUAUGUUGGGUUUUUGCAAGAUGAAAUGGUAGAUGACUUCAACCAGUAUAAUUGGUGGUGCAAGCAUGUGGCUGACUAUUUCAAUGAAAGUAUGGUCGAAGUGGUUGAAUCAGUCUCAAAGUUCCCUUCUAACGUUCAUCUUCUUUUUAUUUCUAUUCUUGACCGCCUGAAGAACCACCCUGAGCUGCCCAUACCGACCUGUAGGCACAGUUCAUACAAAGUCGCAAGUGCUGCUUUUCAAGUACUGAUGGACGAAGGCCAUAUCUCUAUUGGUCAUCGAGUUGUAGUGGAGGAAGAACAAGCAACCUCCAGUCUACCAAUGGGACGAGGACAUGUGAAGGGUACACAGAGGAAAAGGGCGAUGGAUGAUCUUGAUAUGGAGAGGGAAGGGGAUCUUCCGAAGCUGCCCCAUCUUGACAUCAACUGGGAUGGUUUUCAUUCGGUUAAAGAAGCAUAUCAGUUGAAGAAUUACAUGGAAAACUAUAAGAGGGCUUUGUUGAGAAUGGUUAGUCAUUACAGU